ACUCCACCCUCACUUAUAAAUAGAGAACCCCAAAAAGGACAAACCUCAUCUCAAAUUUACAAGGCAAACAAAAAAAAAAACAAGACAGAAACUUCCAAGUCAUGAUGAAGAGCCAAUCCCCUUUAGUUCUUGUCCUUCUCCUUCUUCCUACAUUCUUGCCAACUUCUUCCGCUGCCAGGGAUUUUGAUUUCUUUUACUUUGUUCUUCAGUGGCCAGGGUCAUAUUGUGACACAAGGAGGAGCUGUUGUUAUCCGUCAACCGGAAAACCAGCUGCAGAUUUUGGGAUUCACGGACUUUGGCCAAACUACAACGACGGCUCCUACCCCUCCAACUGCGAUCCUGACAGCGCCUAUGAUGAAUCCAAGAUAGAGGACCUGAUAAGUUCAAUGCAAGUGCACUGGCCGACCCUAGCUUGUCCCAGCAGCGACGGCACUCAUUUCUGGACGCAUGAGUGGGAGAAGCACGGCACCUGCGCGGAGUCAGUCCUCGACCAGCACGCCUACUUCCAGUCUGCCCUCGGCCUCAAGAAGCAGCUCAACCUCCUUCAAGUCUUGAGGGACGGAGGGAUUGAGCCAGACGGCGGCUUCUACAGUUUAAACGCCAUCAAGAAUGCCAUCAAGAAAGGGACUGGGAUCAACCCUGGCAUCGAGUGCAAUGUCGAUGAAUCAGGCAACAGCCAGCUCUAUCAGGUUUAUUUCUGCGUGGAUACCUCAGGGACUGAGCUCAUUGAAUGCCCUGUUCACCCGAGGCGUAGGUGUGGUUCCAGGAUCGAGUUCCCUGCUUUCUGAGUCCGAACAAGUUACAAGGAUUUAGACCAACUAGUCUUCUUGUACUUCACCUCGUGAGAUUCAGUUGUCUGUGGUUGAUGAAAUAAAUAAAGGAUAAUCCCUACAUUUUAUGUUUUGAAUGUUAUCGUUAUGUUUCCCCUGGCCUGUA
Asparagus officinalis (garden asparagus) is the source of this 936-nucleotide messenger RNA. RefSeq names its product extracellular ribonuclease LE-like. Lineage: Eukaryota; Viridiplantae; Streptophyta; Magnoliopsida; Asparagales; Asparagaceae. The record is from RefSeq and is a predicted model, not a curated record. Gene Ontology annotation, molecular function: RNA binding; ribonuclease T2 activity. Bases 102 to 788 code for a protein of 228 amino acids. The transcript has 3 exons. Gene Ontology annotation, biological process: RNA catabolic process. Gene Ontology annotation, cellular component: extracellular region.